CUCUCUCUCCCACUCUGCAUGUCUGCCGCCGCCACACGGCUCAUGUCAGACUCUCCGAGGGACGGAAAUAUCUUUGCAGAAAGUUUCGGGCCGAAGGGGCAACUUGAAUUCAUGUUUUCUCCUCCUGCUGCAUUACUUCUAGGGUUUUGAAUAUCCACAAGAAACGACCAUGUGACGGACGUUCAGUUUCCUGGAAGAUUUGGACACUCUCGCAAGAAGUUGUGUGUAUUUUCUUUUGGACGACACCACGACCGACACCACGGACCGACUCUCUCCACGUCGUCGGGACUUUUCGGGGACGUCGGUUCACCAUCAGCAUCGAAAGAAUCCACCGGACCUGCCCGACCUCACGUGACCUCUUCUCCAACACGCCACGAGGCGGCUCGCCAUCUACCAUGUGUUGGUUUUGAGGGCAGGUGUGAUGCUGGGUCCGUGUGUUUGAUACACACACACACACACAUGGUGGCCGAGAUCCAAUGCCAGCAAUCGAAUGAGGACAUCCAAACUUCCAGGAAAGAUCGCUUAGAGCGUCACGCGCGUGAUUGACAGCCGUGUGUGGACAUGUCACGUGUCCACUGUCCAACAACAAAGCUUCCCUCUUCUCUUCACACAUUGAAGUGAAAUAUCACACCCAGGCGGCCUUUAGAGCCGAUACCCUGUCCCAUCAUGACCCUACGGACCUGCACUCUGCGGCACCUCCUCGUCCUCGUCCUGCUGUUGCUCCUCCAGGCCAGGCGGGGGCGCUGUCACCCGCAGUGUUUGGACUACAAGCCUCCGUUCGAACCCCGGCAGCCCCUGGCGUUCUGCAAGGAGUACUCCAAGUUCGGAUGCUGCGAUCUGGAGAAGGACGGAGAGAUAUCCGUCAAGUUCUACACCAUCAUGGCCAACUUCGACCACGCGGGGUACACCACCUGCGCCCAGUACAUACGCAGCAUCCUCUGCCAGGAGUGCUCUCCGUACGCCGCCCACCUGUACGACGCCGAAGACGCCAACACGCCCAUGCGCGCGCUGCCCGGCCUGUGCGGCGCGUACUGCUCCGACUACUGGCGGCGCUGCCGCUACACGCUCAGCCUCCUGCUGGAGGACUCGGGGAGCGCGCAGAGCUUCGCCAACCUGACGGCGUCCAUCGAGGACGACCGCAGGAAGUUCUGCAACUUCCUGGAGCUGAAGGACAAACAGUACUGCUAUCCGAAUGUCCUGACCAACGCAGAGCUCAAUGCUAACCUGGGCUUGGUGCGCGAGGACCCCAAAGGGUGUCUGGAGCUGUGCCUGCAGGAAGUGGCCAACGGGCUGCGUAACCCGGUGGCCAUGGUCCACGCCAACGACGGCUCCCACCGGUUCUUCGUGGCGGAGCAGCUCGGCUACGUUUGGGUCUACCUGGCCAACGGCUCCAGGCUGGACCGACCUUUCCUCAACCUCACGCAGGCCGUGCUCACCUCGCCGUGGGCCGGAGACGAGAGGGGCUUCCUCUGCAUCGCCCUGCACCCCAGGAUGAGUACGGUCAGAAAGGCCUAUGUGUACUACUCUGUGUCCGUGAAGAAGGAGGAGAGGAUCCGCGUCAGCGAGUUCACGCUGCAAACGCACGACGACAACCAGCUGGACCACGCCUCGGAGAGGACCAUUCUUGAGGUGAGAGAGCCGGCAUCCAAUCACAACGGAGGACAGCUUCUCUUCGGCCACGACGAGUACCUGUACGUCUUCAUCGGUGACGGAGGGCGGGCGGGGGACCCGUUUGGAAAGUUUGGCAACGCACAGAACAAAUCCACUCUGCUGGGCAAGGUGCUUCGCGUGGACGUGGACAACAACGACGCCGGCGCCCCCUACAGCAUCCCGCCAGACAACCCCUUCCUGAGGGAGAAGGACUCUCGAUCUGAGAUUUUCGCGUACGGCGUGCGGAACAUGUGGCGCUGCUCCGUCGACCGCGGCGACCCCGCGACGGGCCGCGGGGGAGGCCGGAUGUUCUGCGGCGACGUCGGCCAGAACAAAUACGAAGAAGUGGACCUCAUCGUCAAAGGAGGAAACUACGGCUGGCGAGCCAGAGAAGGUUUCAGCUGCUACGACCGGAAACUCUGUCACAACUCCUCGCUGGACGACGUCUUGCCGAUCUUCGCUUACCCCCACAAGUUGGGCAAGUCGGUGACGGGAGGCUACGUAUACAGAGGCUGCCAGAUGCCCAACCUCAACGGACUCUACAUCUUCGGGGAUUUCAUGAGCGGGCGCCUGAUGUCUCUGAAGGAGAACGUCACUUCAGGCGAAUGGGAGUACAAUGAGAUCUGCAUGGGGAGAGACCAGACCUGCAGGUUCCCCAAACUCAUCAACAGCUACUACAAAUACAUCAUCUCUUUUGCUGAGGAUGAAGCAGGGGAAAUGUAUUUCUUAGCCACUGGAACCGCGAGCGCCACAGCCAGAGCCGGAGUCAUUUAUAAGAUCGUGGACCCCUCCAGGCGAGCAGCGCCAGGGAGAUGCAGCAUCAAGCCGUCACACGUGAAGAUAAAAGGGAAACUGAUUCACUUCUACCCCAAAGAAGAGUUCGUAAUCAACAAGAAACCGACCACCACGGCCGUUCCCACGACAACCGCGAGAACAACCACGACCACGAAAGCGCCGGCGAGAAGAAAAUUCCCGAUAAUAAUCAUGAAACCACCGUUCCCGACGAGAAAAACGUUAAGAAAAACGCCACAACCCCCAACAACAGCAAGAACGACAACAACAAAUAUAUUACGGCCGAGGAAAACGACGUCGCCGCCACCGUCAACAACACCACCGACCUUAAAAGCGGCAGCGACAAUAAAAACAACAACAACAGCGUCCGUACCAACAUCGGUCCAGGUCACCAUGGCAACAACCCCCGCCACCACCUCACCCACCGGUCAUUGGAGACCCCUUCAGUACCCCCAUUUUACCACCUCCCAACCCUUGACCUCAUCCCUUAAACUACCCCAGACGGCUCUGACCUCUUCUUCACGAUACUCCGAGCGCCCCGAAGCGUUGACCACGCCGCGGGCGCCGUAUUGGAGCCAGAAACCAACGACAUCGUCGGGCUCCAAACCCCGGAGACCGCCGAUCGACCCGACGGCGCCCAAGACACGGGAAGACCAGCGGUGGCUCGGAGAGAAGCUGGCGAGCGGCGGGGAGGGUAACCAAGACUAUAAGAGGCCUCGAGAAAGAGGUCGCGGCCACAAGAGAGGAAGAGGAGGGAGGAGGCCGCCCGCCGGCUCGGUGCGACUGGUGAGCGUCGACGGUUUGUCGGAUCGAGGCCGAGUGGAGGUCUUCAUCCACGGCGAGUGGGGGACGGUGUGCGACGACCUUUUCACCAGCAGGGCGGGCACGGUGGUGUGUCGGCAGGUCGGCUUCACGACGGCGUUGGCGGUGAUGAAGAGGGCGGCGAUGGGGGAGGCGGACGCCGGCGUCAAGAUCCUGCUGGACGACGUGGAGUGUGAGGGCGGGGAGAGGUCGCUGCUGGACUGCAAGAGGUCGCGGGUCGGGAAACACAACUGUUCACACGGAGAGGACGUAGGGGUGAUCUGCGGGUAGGAGGAGAAGAAAAGAGGAGAGAAAAUGGAGAAAUAAAUGGAUGUUUCCCUGAGAAGAAUACAAAAAUGAUGAGAGAUCAUUUGAAGGAGUAAAAGGUUUUUACAGACUGCUCAUUGAUGUUGGUGAUGGCAGUUUAGCAAAAAAUGUCAACAAGUUGUAUUUUAUUCUGUUUUCCUGUUUUCAUUUUGAUGUUUGAUUUGUAAUUUCUCGCCCACAGCCGAAUGCAAAAAUGAUGUCCGUACAUAUAUUAAAAUGUUCUGUUUUUGGGGAUUUUAUUUCCACCUUUCAGAGGAGCAUAGACCUUGAGAGUUUCUCCAAAACUCUGGAGUCACGAAUUUUACACUCUCUUGAAUAAAUAUGAUCUACAAUUUUGAAAAAAAGAGAGUGAAGCACACACUGAAGACGUCUAUGCAACGGGUUUGAUUAAAAA
Messenger RNA from Pseudoliparis swirei, 3964 nucleotides. Its product is annotated as HHIP-like protein 1. The record is from RefSeq and is a predicted model, not a curated record. Gene Ontology annotation, cellular component: membrane. The coding region runs from base 667 to 3534 and encodes 955 amino acids. The transcript is spliced from 14 exons. Lineage: Eukaryota; Metazoa; Chordata; Actinopteri; Perciformes; Liparidae.